AAACUAUGUUUUUAUUGGAGUAAAAUAAAAGAAAUUAAUACAUUUUUUCUAUGUCUACAUAGUACAUACAGAGAAGGUGGGACUUUUUCUUAAAAAAAAAAAAAAGACCAAGGCAAAAUUAUGAUAAAUGGACUUAUAACAAAUUAACAUGUCACUCGAGAGAAAUUAAAGCCAAAUGUUUCGAGACCAUGCAUUUCUCCAAACAUUAACUACAGAGCAUAUCAACUACAUUCUACUUAAGUUUGAUGUGAUCCAUAUUAGUGGACCCAGUACGAAAGUAGAGUGACGCCACGACAUGCGUAAUUUUUUUUAACUUUUCCUUACAAAAAUAUGAAUAGUUUCAAUCAUCUUCCAUCUUUAUAAACCAAUGGUACUCUCCUUCUUCAUCAUCAAGUUGAAAACAAUAAACAGUACACUUUAAUUACAAAAACUAUGAAGAGAAACGAGCUAGUUUUCAUCCCUAUGGCCGGAAAAAGUCACCUGGCCCCAGCAGUUGAGUUUGCAUAUCAGUUACUAAAAAAAGAUGAAAGAUUUUCAGUAACUUUUCUUCUGAUAAGCUCUGUACUCGAACAGACUCCAACGCCACCGCCCACUAUUUCCCAUCCCCAUAUACACUUCAUACCAGUUCCAAAACCCUUGGAAAUUCCCUCACCAGAGCUAAUGAAAAAAUCCUUUACAAACUACCUUCUGCUUUACAUUAAGAGUCACGCUUCUCUAAUCAAGGACAUCAUAGCCAACCGCUUCUCCGCCUCAUCAUCGAAUCGCCUCUCUGGCUUGGUCGUCGACAUGUUCUGCACCGACAUCAUCGAUGUUGCCGUAGAACUAGGGGUUCCUUCAUACUUGUUCUUCACCUGCGGCGCGGCCACCUUGGGCUUAAUGCUCUACCUCACAAGCCACGGAAAACUCGAUGGCACUGAGCCAAAUUCCGAACACCACCACAUAUCUACCUAUCUCAACCCAGUUCCAAAGAAUGUUUUACCUGAUUUUGCCUUUGACAAGCAAGAUCGGUUUGGGAGUCAAGGCGAUCAAUUAAAAAAGACCAAAGGUAUAAUCAUCAACACAGUACUCGAGUUGGAAUCCCAUGCGAUUAGCUCACUUUUGGACGGUGUAAAUCCACCAGUUUACACCCUCGGCCCCCUUUUGGACGUAAAAGGUAAAAUUAACAAUCGACAGUCAUCAGAUCAUGACGAGAUCCUGCAGUGGCUUGACAAUCAGCCGCCGAAGUCUGUGGUGUUCCUCUGCUUUGGCAACUACGGGUCAUUCAAUACAACUCAGCUGAAAGAGAUCGCUACUGGGCUCGAGCGCAGCGGCCAAAGGUUCUUGUGGUCUGUACGGAAACGCCACCAAGAUAAUCUCGGUUCAACAACAGAUUUCGAAAAUUUCGAUGAAGCUCUACCAGAAGGAUUCUUGAGGAGGACCAAGGAAGUGGGAAGGAUAUGUGGUUGGGCCCCACAAGUGGAGGUCCUACGACACCCGGCCACCGGAGGUUUCGUGUCCCACUGUGGUUGGAACUCCGUACUGGAGAGCUUUUGGUUUGGAGUGCCGAUUGUGACAUGGCCAAUGUACGCUGAGCAACAAAUGAAUGCGUUUCAGUUGGCGAGGGAUUUGGAGUUGGGUGUUGAGCUAACAUUAGAUUUUAAAUGGGGCGAUGAAGAUACUGUAGUAAGUUCGGAGGAGAUAGAGAGAGCCCUUCAAUGCUUGAUGGAUGGUGGUGAAGGUGGGUUAGUGAGGAAGAGAGUGGAGGAGAUGAGUGAGAAGUUCAGGGAUGCUGUGUUGGAAGGUGGAUCUUCCUACGAGUCUUUUGGAUGUUUCAUUGAGGAUGUUUUGACUAAUAUCGACUCCGAUAAAAAUCACCUGUCCCUACAAUAACAACUUUACAUUUGUCUACUUUAUUUAUUUCAUAUAUCAACUACAGAACUUUGGAAUUCUUAAUCAAAAAAUAAUAAUUUUCACUAUUUUGAAAAUGCGAAAAA
Cannabis sativa is the source of this 1973-nucleotide messenger RNA. RefSeq names its product anthocyanidin 3-O-glucosyltransferase 2. Gene Ontology annotation, molecular function: UDP-glycosyltransferase activity. Lineage: Eukaryota; Viridiplantae; Streptophyta; Magnoliopsida; Rosales; Cannabaceae. The transcript has a single exon. The record is from RefSeq and is a predicted model, not a curated record. The coding region runs from base 433 to 1869 and encodes 478 amino acids.